Messenger RNA from Pundamilia nyererei, 850 nucleotides. Its product is annotated as sacsin-like. The annotation marks the transcript as partial. NCBI's taxonomy places the organism in Eukaryota, Metazoa, Chordata, Actinopteri, Cichliformes, Cichlidae. The record is from RefSeq and is a predicted model, not a curated record. The transcript has 2 exons.
AGUCUUGCUGCCAUUCUGUAAACCCUUCUUCAUCCCACAUGAUCUGACUGUAGCCUGCAGUGCCCAUCUGAAAGAACUGGCCAGAAGAAAUUUCUUCAAGGUCACCAACAUUGAUGCAUCCCAUUUGGCUGAAUAUGCAAGACGAUAUUUGCCACCAGACUGGAAGCAGACAGGGAAAAACCUUGUUACAUGGGACAACAACAACAGUCAGCAUCCACCUUCAGACUGGUUUCAAGAAUUCUGGAGGUUUCUCAACAGUCAUUUUAAUGAGUUAAGUCCUUUCACUGACAUACCUCUAAUACCAGUUAGUUCUCUGUCUGGCAGUCAGACUGUAUCAGUAGCAAAACUACAGCAGAACACAACUCUGAUCUUUCAGAAAAGUAAACAGCUGAAUUUGCCAGACCGAAUAGCUCAGCUGGUGAACAAAGUUGGUGGGACAGUGGUGAGAGGAAAUGAGUGGCUCAGGCAUGUAGACCUUGACUCGUAUGUGCUGUGCCCAUCUCCAAGGAGUGUUUUGAAGGUCCUGAUGAAUUUAGAUUUCCAGCAUCUUGUCACAGAACUCACAUCCGCCUCUCACACAGCACGCGACGAACUGAAAGAUUAUCUCUCUUAUCUGGAUUCUCUCUCAAAAGCAGAGAAAGAUUUUCUCUUGAAGUUGCCUUUGUUUCAAACCAUGAAAGGAUUCAGUGUUGCAGCUCAAUCAAAACAAGCUGUGCUUCUGAUCUCAGGCCUAACAGUACCAACAGAGCUCCCUGUGCCUGAUUCCAUAAUCCAGUGUUCUACUGAGACUGACCGCAGACUGUUACAGCUGCUCAAAGUUCAUCUCUUGGACACUGCCGAAGCAGCCAAU